GGGCUCGCCGCGCGCCGGUGAGUCAGGCCGGGUUUUCCCUCCGCCUCUGGGGCAGGCGAGCGAGCGCCGCCGAGCGCGUCCCUCCCUUGCCAAUCCGGCUCCGGCGCCCGCCCGCUCGCCCGCCCGCGUUUUCCCGGCGCCUGCCGCACGGCCGCUCCGACCCGGGUCGCAGUCUCGCCGGAGCCGGCGUGUUGGAGGAGGGUUCAGAUCCGCGCGAAGGAACUGCAUUGGGCGAAGGGUGCGGCGCGGCGGGCCGGCUAGCGCGGCGGCAGUAUGAAGCAGCUGCCUGUGCCCUGUUGAAACUUCAUGGCCACAGCUCCAGGCCCUGCUGACAUUGCCAUGGGCAGCGUGGGCAGCCUGUUGGAACGGCAGGACUUUUCCUCUGAAGAGCUACGGGCAGCACUUGCUGGGUCCCGGGGCUCCCGCCAGCCUGAUGGGCUCCUCCGGAAGGGCUUGGGCCAGCGUGAGCUCCUCAGCUACCUACACCUCCCCAAGAAGGAUGGCAAGACCACCAAGCGCGCCCCUCGGAACGAGCCUGCUGACUAUGCCACCUACUACAGGGAACAUCCUUGGGCUGGUGACUUCAGUAAGACUUCUCUGCCUGAGCGGGGUCGCUUUGACAAGUGCCGCAUUCGUCCAUCUGUGUUCAAGCCUGCAGCGGGCAAUGGGAAAGGCGUCCUGUCCAUGCAGAGCCUGGCAGCCCAUAAGGGCCAGAAGCUGUGGCGCAGCAAUGGCAGCCUGCACACGCUGGCCUGCCACCCGCCCCUUAGCCCAGGGCCCCGGGCCAGCCAGGCCCGUGCUCAGCUGCUUCACGCCCUCAGCCUGGACGAGGGCGGCCCCGAGCCCGAGCCCAGCCUGUCUGACUCCUCCAGUGGGGGUAGUUUUGGCCGCAGCCCUGGCACGGGCCCCAGCCCCUUCAGCUCCUCCCUAGGCCACAUUAACCGUCUUGGCGGCUCCCUGGACCGGGCCUCAAGAAGCCCCAAGGAGGCCGGGCCGCUGGCUGUGCUGGGCUGCCUGCCCGAGCCACCGCCACCCUAUGAGUUCUCCUGCCCCACCGCUGAGGAGCUGGUGGCUGUGUUGCCCGAGACCUCUGAGGAGCUGAAGAGGGGUCUUGGUGUUGAGGAUGGCUCCAACACCUUCACACAGGUGCUCGAGGAGCGCCAGCGGCUGUGGCUGUCUGAGCUGAAGCGCCUGUAUGUGGAGCGGCUGCAUGAGGUAGCCCAGAAGGCUGAGCGCAGCGAGCGCAACCUCCAGCUGCAGCUGUUCAUGGCCCAGCAGGAGCAGCGGCGCCUGCGCAAGGAACUGCGGGCUCAGCAGGGCCUGGCCCCCGAGCCUCGGCCUCCUGGCACCUUCCCAGAGGCCGACCCCAGCACACGACCAGAGGAGGAAGCCCGAUGGGAGGUGUGCCAGAAGACAGCGGAGAUUAGCCUCCUGAAGCAGCAGCUGCGGGAAGCCCAAGCGGAACUGGCCCAGAAGCUGGCCGAGAUCUUCAGUCUGAAGACGCAACUUCGGGGCAGCCGGGCACAAGCCCAGGCUCAGGACACAGAGCUGGCCCAGCUGCGGGAGGCCGUGCGCAGCCUGCAGGAGCAGGCCCCUCGGGAGGAGGCCCCAGGCAGCUGUGAGACCGAUGACUGUAAGAGCAGGGGGCUGCUGGGGGAGGUAGGAAGCAGUGAGGCCCGAGAUGGUGCUGAGCAGCUGCGAGCUGAGCUGCUGCAAGAGCGGCUCCGGGGUCAGGAGCAGGCGCUGCGCUUUGAGCAGGAGCGGCGGAUUUGGCAGGAAGAGAAGGAACGUGUGCUGCGCUACCAGCGGGAGAUCCAGGGGGGCUACAUGGACAUGUACCGCCGCAACCAGGCACUGGAGCAGGAACUGCGGGCACUGAGGGAGCCCCCCAAGCCCUGGAGUCCUCGGCUAGAGUCCUCCAAGAUCUGAGGCCAGCGGAGCGAGCUGACAGCAGAAACACUGUCAGAAGGUGCCCUGAGACGCCGGCUCAGCCCUCCCUUAUGCUGGUCUAGGGCGGCAUCUGCAGAGGCCAGCCCAGGGCGGGGGAGGCCCGUGGAGAGAAGGGAUCCAGUGGGGCCGUGGGCUGGGCAGGGUGCCUGCAGCAGGAGCCGGGGCAAGACCCUCCUGGUGGAAGAGCACUCAGGCAGGGCCCAGCUCUGCUCCCUGGAGUGGGUGUGGCCCAGGGCAGGAGGCCAGGGAGUCUGGAGCCCGGCAGUGCAGAAGGGCAGGCAUGAGGGAGGGAGGCUGCAGCCCUGGGCCAAGGCCAUCUCCACAGAAGGAGCCUGGGCUGGGAACAUUGACCUCCCUCAGGAUGAAACCAUGUUUUUCACGAGGAGUCCCCGGGGGAUAGGUUGAGCCUGUCCCUGGCCUGAGUCCAGAGGACUGUGGAUGGGGUUGGGCAUUGACCAGGGCUGCAGCUCAUCCCAUGGCUCCCCGCACCUGUCUGGCGUCUGCUGGGCGUGUGUGUUGGGGCGGAGGGGUCGCACUCCCUGCCCCAGCGGCACACAGUUCUCAGCUGCUGUGUGGGCUGAGAUUCCUUUCUUCAGCACCACUGGAUUUUUCAGCAGGAACAAUACUGGAAGCUCCAGAAAAAUAAAAGGGCAAGUCAACCAAGCCACUUUGAGAACGUGAAACGUUCUCUUGGUGGGAAAUCUGGGCCCCAGGUGCCUCCGUCCCUGCUGGGGUUGGGGCCAGCCUAUGACAGCCUGGGCUGGAGCCUCCAAAGGCCCUGCCCUCCCCUCCCAGAACCCACCUCCGUCUUUCUGUCUGGCUGCGGGCACCUCCCUCCAUAGAGGUGGGGGCCCUAGGAAGGUGCAGGGGAAGAGGUGGGGAAGCUGUGGGCACUGGUAAAGGGCCUCUACCACAGCAAGGAAUGGGAACGUUUCCCCAUAGGCAGUGGGACUGUGGGAUAAAAUAUGACUGAUUUGUACUGUGGAAAAUACUCUCCCAGAAGGAAGCACCCUGUCUCCUGUCCUGUAAUAGGCUCCAGGACUGCCAGUCAAUUCUGAUCCCUGCUCUUAGCUAAGGCUUGUCCCAGCUUCUCUAAAAACCACACUCACCCUGGCCUCUCAGAGGUCCAGCUUCCCCUCUAGGCCUUUGCUCCCUUCCUGGGUUGCUGGCCUGGAGCACAGGCCUGUGUGUCUAUGCAGUGGUGUUGCCCCUCCCUCUGACGGGAAGCUCACCUUCCUUAUGGAUGCAUCAUUGGACCGGCUGCUGUGCACUGAGCACUUACUGUCUACCAGGUGCUGUGCUGGGACCUUGUGCAUGGGGCACAAGUUGAAUUAGAUGUGCUUUGUGCCCCGGGGGAGCUGUCUGUCUAGUCCCUUCCCUAAUAGGACAGCUCAGGGAAACUGAGAAGUUGCCUGCUGAGAACCCCAGGUCGCCUCCCUUGGCUGUCCUCCUGUCCUGUCCUCCAAGGGCCAUGCCUGACAGCUUCUCAGGCCCAGCGGGUGGGUACUGGCUGUGGAGUGGAGUCACUGUGCUGGGAGGUGGAUGGCCAGUUGUGAGCUGAGGAGCCCUACCUUUUUAGGGCAGAGUAGGGUGUGUGAGCUGUCUGCUGUGGGGAGAGUGUGUUGAUGGCUCUGUAAGUGGCAGGUGUGUGUAGAGAUGUGCCUGUGGCUGGUGGGUGUGUCUAUCCUAGGGGGUGUGUUUGGAGCACUGGCCUCUGGAAACCAGCUCCUGGCCCCUCCCUCUGCCCCAUUCCUUCCUGCCAGCCCUAGUCCCUCUUAGCCCUGGCCAGGCUGGGUGGAGCCUAUAACCCAGACAGACCCUUGGGCCUAGCUGACAGCCAUCACAGCCCAUACCUGGACUCUCCUCUGCCUGAGGAGGGAGAGGGGGAGCACCCAGGUUAGGCAGGUCAGUCCCCCACAGACCUUGGAACCCAUUCCCAUUUCACAGGCUCCUCUAAACCCAGGUCUCUUGGCCAGUGGCUCCUCCAGAGGGCACCCCCGAAGCUGGGUGCUGGCCUGAAGCCUGGAUCAUACCCUCCCCGUAGCCAGGGGCAGGUCAGGCUGUGUGCCCAUGUGCCCCCCAAGUGGCUGGGGUUCACCUCAGUACAGCAGCUUUGCAGAACAGUUCCCCACCCAGCAAUUAGGGAGCUGUGCCGGCCAGUACAGCCAUCAAGGAGUGGGUGGGUGGCACCAAAACUUGGCAGCUGUGCCAGAAACCAAGGCCAGGCCCAGAUGUAGGGGGAGGGCACGAGAGAGCCAGACCUGGGGCGUCUCAGAGGGAACCGGAUCCCUGUUAGCUCAUCCAUGCUGGGCAAACCAGUUCUCGGGUCCCCAAGCCGGCUGGGUGGCUCUGAGGCUGGGUAGCUCUGGGGCCAGCUGAUCACAGGUGUCACUGUAGUGGCUACUGCUUCAGGGCAGCCUCUCCCUCCUGCCCUCAGGCUCAGCCCUCCCAUUCAGCCACCUCCCCAGCAGACUAGGCCCUGGCAGCCAGUUCUGUCCAGGAAUGUGGCGACCUCCCCGCACUGGGCUCCCUGCCUCUGGUGCCUCCUGUUCUCUGCUCAGAUAGUGUCAUACCUUCCAGCAGCUCUCUGGGCCCCUUUGCCUGUCACUUGAGGCUUCUGACACUGGCCUCCAGGGUCACUGGUGGUUGUGCCCCUUUUGGCCUCAGCAGCCCCUCCUAGCCCUCUGGGGCUUUUGUCCUCCAGGCAGAGUCCUCAGGGUGCUCAGGUCUUGCCGCCUCAGGGAAGCCAUCCCUGAAAUCACCCCCUACCCCUGUGCCCAGAGCCUCCUCUCUCCAUCGGCACUUUCCAUGCUGCUGUCAUGUUGGUUUGUACCCAUCUCCGUUGGGCAGUGGGCGUUGCCAGGGCAGGGCAGUGUCUUCUGUUUUUAUCCCCAAGCCUGCUCUGGCUGCAGCCCCGGAGGGCACUGUGAGGAUGUGGAGUCAACCGUGACCAGACCCCUCUCCCCUGUCUAGAAUGGGUUUGAUGGGGGCUGAGGUGGGAGGCUCCAACUCUGAAUGUUCGUUCACCAUUCCUGGGCACUUGGUCCAUGCCAGGUCUGUGCCAAGCCCGGGGGCUCCAGAGCCAGUUGCCAUCCAUUCCACAGAGAAGUGCUGAGGGCCUUCCUCAGGGCCAGGUGUGGUUCUCAGGUGAGAAAGCCAGGGUGGCCAAGGCCAUUGGGCCCCAGCCCUCAUGAGGCUUACUGGUCCAAAUAGUGACCAGGGCCAGGCAGGAGAUGAAGGGACCAGAGGAGAACCCAAGACAGCUUGGACAUACAGAGCUGGGGAUGACAGAGGGGCCUCCAUGGUGAUGAGCACGACAGCAGAGCACAGGAAGGGCAGAAGGGGCCUAUCUGAGAGCAAAUUUCUCUGAGAUUAGGGGUCUUUCUCCAGAGAGAGUGUAGACCCCACAGAUAACCCACCACCCUAGUAGGUGGGGGCUUAGGCCUCCAUAUUGGAUUCAGAAAAGAAAAUGAAUGUGGUGUUUCUCGCCGUAAGACCAAAAGUGAUGUGUGUCAUGAGAGGUGAGGUUGAGGGCCACAGGAGGGCUGGCUCACUUUUCCAAGAGGUGGGGUGGGGGAGGGGAAGGCCAGGAUGGCUUUCACAAAGAUUGGAGGGAUUUCCCCAGGAGCAGCGUGGGAUGAGGACAUCCCAAGAUGGGCUUGGGCUUGGACACAAGGAAGUGUCGGGCAGGUCCCAGGGAGGGGUCUUGCCUGGAAGAGGGUGAGAGAGAGGGUAGUUCCUAGACAGCCUGAAACUGUCAGCACAGGAGUCCCUAAGGCAGCCAAGGGGAAGGCCAGAACAAGGACCAGCUUUUUGUGUGUGUGACCUGUGUUAUCACACAGGGCUCUAUGCUUAGAAGGGGCCUAAGCUUGGUGUGAUGCUCUGCUAUCCCCAUCUUGAGCUUCUUUGAGACUGUUAAAACACAGGGCCUCACGUGUGCAUUUUGCUCUGGGUCCUGCAAAUUAUGUAGGCCAUCCAGGCUUGAACGAAAGACUUCUAAGGAAGGAGAGAACAGGGAGAGGAGGCAGGGGACUUUCAGAGGCACCUGGAAGGUGGAAGAAGGAGACUGUGGUCUGAGCAGGUCCUGGGCCUGGCCAGGGAGGGCAGCUGCGGCUCUCCUGGGCCAAGCCCUGGUGCUCCCAGGUUCUGCAGAGGAGGGCAGGCCAUGGCUGCAUUACCCACCGCUGCCCUCAGCCCCAGCAGCUCGCAGAGAUGGUCUGCCUUCUAGCUCAGCCUUCCAGAUUGGCUUUGGGAGGCAGGGAACCUUGUAUUUUCAGAGGAAUGCUUGACCCUGGAGGGCUUUUCCUCUCUGCAAGAACUGUUAUUUUUACUUCUGGGGUUUUGUUUGUUUGUUUCAAAGAUUUAUAUAAUGUGAUAUGUGUACCUGUUCUUGCCCCAUUUUUAAGGUUAAUUUACAUACAGGAAAAUUCACCCACAUUAGGAUACAGUUUUUAGAAUUUUCACAAAUGCAAAGUUGUAUAACCCUACAAUCAAGAUAGAGAAUAACUCAAGCCCCCUGUGCCCCGCCACAGUCAACCCUUCUUCCCCAGCCCCUGGCAACCACUGAUUGUUCUCAAUAACCUUGUGAUGUUUUUUCCUUUUCGCAAGUGGUGUUUAAUCCCUUUGCUCUAAUAUGUAAUAUUAGAACGUAUUACAAAGUAGCAAGAAAAACAAUUUGACAAUGGUGUAAAAAUAAAUUACCCCUCCAUGGAAAGAAUGAAGAACCAGAAACAGAUUCUAUUCUGUGGAAGAUCUUAUACAAUAAGGGGUCUCAAAACGGGAGUAAGGAAGGAUUAUUUAACAAGAGCUGCUGGGAUAACUGGACAAAACUUUGGGGAAAAAAUAGGUCAUAUUUUGAAUCAUCCCUGUCAAAAUAAAAUGGAUGUUUACUGA
This is a messenger RNA of Lemur catta (Ring-tailed lemur), 6843 nucleotides long. RefSeq names its product NEDD4 binding protein 3 (gene N4BP3). The coding region runs from base 307 to 1929 and encodes 540 amino acids. Gene Ontology annotation, cellular component: cytoplasmic vesicle. The record is from RefSeq and is a predicted model, not a curated record. Lineage: Eukaryota; Metazoa; Chordata; Mammalia; Primates; Lemuridae. The transcript has 5 exons.